Molecule: messenger RNA, 1290 nt
Organism: Acanthocheilonema viteae
Lineage: Eukaryota; Metazoa; Nematoda; Chromadorea; Rhabditida; Onchocercidae
Source: the annotation of a GenBank genome assembly
AUGGAGAGCAGUUCAUCAUUUGGAAAUGUUGGAAAACUAUUCGACAAUCCUGGCUGUUUAAGUGAAACAUCAAGGAGUUCUGGAUUAUUGGUUACUGUCCCUGAAUUAGUUCGUGACAUAGCGCCAAUGCGUUAUGGUUUGCUCGCUGACGAAUUCUACAAGAGCGGUACCAAUACGGAAACUGUGCUUAAUAUAGAAAAUGAACAGAGUGUUCCCUCUUCAUCAUUAUCAAAAGUACUCAUUAGUGAUGAUGAUGAUGAUGAUGAUAAAAUACGACCUGUGAGUUGUCAAUGCGAAUCAUUUUAUAUGAAAGAUAAAUUGUGUCCCUCUCAGGAUUCUGCAAAAUUUAUCGGGAAAGAAAAUUCCUUGCUUUCAACGUUAUUCGACAAAGAAGAGGGUGUGUCUGAAUGCCGCUGGGAAACGUCGAAAAUCAGAGAAGUUCCGGUGUGGAAGCCGACUUCGAAAUUAUUUUGUGACAGAGAAAGGAAGUGUAAAAGAAAUGAUUCAGCGUUUCCCGGAAGAGGAGUCCAUCGAGUCAUUUUUUCCCCUGCUCCGGAAAAAGAUCCGCUCUUUGGUCGUAAGAAUCACAUCUCAGCAGUUUCUUUAGCUUAUCGUCCUGUUUCAAGAACAUCCACCUUUUUCGAUCGGUUUCGCUGUCGGCGAAUCCUACGUGCGACUGCUCAUAGAUUCCUGAUAGAUAGGGAUCCAAAAAGAAACAAAAGAUAUAUCGAGAAUGAGGACAUCGAUUUACCGGAAUAUCAAGGAGAACCGUGUGAAAUAGCCAGACUUAAAUGUUUAGCAGCCUCACAACGAUUACAACGGCCCGUAAUAGUUGAAGAUACUUGUUUGUGUUUUAAUGCGCUUGGAGGUCUACCUGGACCAUACAUUAAGUGGUUUCUUAAGAAUUUGAAACCUGACGGUCUCUGUAGAUUAUUAGCCGGUUUUGAAGAUAAGACGGCGUAUGCACAGUGUAUAUUUGCGUAUUGCAAAAACUCAUCUACACCUGUUCUUCUUUUCGAAGGAAGAACGAAUGGAAGAAUAGUUGAACCGAGAGGAGAGACGAAUUUUGGUUGGGAUCCAUGUUUUGAACCGGAAGGUUUCUCGCAAACAUACGCAGAAAUGAGCUCUGCGAUAAAAAAUACAAUCAGUCAUAGAAGUAAGGCCUUGAAGGUACAUCCUACUGCAUACUACUGGUUGAGAAAUAGUAAUGAAUUCUGGAAAUUAAUGAGGUAUCCAUCAUUCAAGGCAGCAUUUCAUUUGUUGAUAACGUAUACUGGAGAAGGUCUGUAA